CUAGUUGAAGAUGCAUCGAGGAAUCCAUCCGGUCUGUGAUGAAAAUACAGGCCCCAGUCAAUCAUUCCUACGCGGGGAGAUCCAGCGAUUCAUGUGCGGAUUAUUUUCUCGACCGACCGACCGACCCACUUCCGAACCGUCCAGGUGUCGCGCCGGAGAGCUCGGGAUCGCUCUCUCAAGCUGCUGACCUGAUGUGACUGAACGUGGCUGCUCCUUCAACGGGACUUCGCACUUUCAAGACACUUCUUCAGCAGGCCUGGUUUUUACUCCGUCAGCAUCCCGACAGAAUAAUGUCAUCUGGUUAAACUUUAUCACAGGCAUCUGAAUUUUAUCGCCCUGCUAGCGGGAAUUCAUAGACGUUGAAAAUGAUGCAUUUUUCUCUUUUGACUUUCCACCUCUAACCAUAAACCACCCGAGUAAAAGUCUGACUCGAGUCCAGGUCCCACGUCUCAAACUGUGUGAGGUAGUUUCCUUAAUGAAGUCAAGACCUCGAACCAGAUCCAUGGACAGACAGUCUGAAGAUAAAUCACCCAGUGUGCUCAGCGUUUGAAUGUGAUUAACCAGAGAACUCCACCUAACGUUCAGCCUGUCAAUCCUUCUGUCAGGUGAAGAGCUGCCGCCCGGACUCUCUGCUCUCUCCCGGUUUGGGCCUCCACCCUUCAUACUGGGACUCCAGCCAGAGCUCCUCUGUGAUUUAGUGCACUGACCACAUGCAGCCGCUGCCAUAUGCUUCAGAUGACAGCUCAUAUUUAAAGCUUAUAAAGAUGAGGAACUUGCAUCACGCUAGAGGAGGAUGCCACCGAUCAGAUUACUGCUGAAACCAUUUAUCGGUUAACAACAACCAAAAGAAACCAGAUAAAGAUAUUGACAUGAAGAAAGACAUUGAGACUCUAAUAGCAGAGGAACGUGCUGAUAUCAUCUUGAAAUAUGCUACGGGCAGGCAGGGCGGGGUGGAGAUCGACCCUUGGGAGGAUGCCGACUACAGCAUCUACAAAGCCAUCGACCGCUUUGGCUUCAUGCAUGAGGACGAACUACCAGCCCCGACUGCACAUGAGGAGAAGCUGAAGCAGCUGGAGAUCGAGAGAGCGGAGAAAUGGUUGAAGAUGGUGAAGAAGUGGGAUAAAUACAGGAACAGCGACAGGAUGGUGAAGCGGGUGUAUAAGGGCAUUCCCCUGCAGCUCAGAGGCCGGGCCUGGUCACUGAUGCUGGAUGUGGAGAGGACUAAGAGGGAGAACGAGGGUAAAUACGAGAAAAUGAAGGAGCAGGCCAGACUCUACUCAUCUGAGAUCAAACAGAUCGACCUGGACAUCAACAGGACCUUUCGAAACCAUAUCAUGUUCAUGGAUCGCUUCGGAGUCAAGCAGCAGUCUCUCUUCCAUGUUCUUUCUGCGUAUUCAGUCUACGACACAGAAGUCAGCUACUGCCAGGGCAUGAGUCAGCUCGCCGCCCUGCUGCUCAUGUUCAUGAACGAAGAGGAUGCCUUCUGGGCCCUGUCACAGCUGCUGACCAAUCAGAAACACGCCAUGCACGGAUUUUUUGUCCCCGGGUUUCCCAAACUUCAGCGAUACCAGACACAUCAUGAUCAGAUUAUUUCCAAACUCAUCCCCAAACUGAAGAAACAUCUGGACAGAGAGCAGAUGUCUGCAGGGAUUUACAGCACUAAAUGGUUCCUACAGUGUUUCAUUGACAGGACGCCGUUCACCCUCACCCUUCGUCUGUGGGACAUUUUCAUCCUGGAGGGAGAGAGGCUGCUCACCGCCAUGUCUUACACCAUCCUGAAGAUACACAAGAAACGUCUGGUGAAGAUGUCCCUGGAGGAGCUGAGAGAGUUUCUGCAGGAGCGGAUCGCUCAGACUUUCUUCUACAGCGACGACGUGAUCGUCGAGCAGCUGCAGGCCGCCAUGGCCGAACUGCGAAAAAUGAAGCUGGACCUUCCUCCGCCAGGGAAGUCUGAGGAGUUGCCUCGUAAGCCUCUGGGUCAGGAGCUGCCGGUGCUGCUGAGUCCGGUCCAGCCCUCCAGAGGGAAGCCGUCCUCGGCCAGUGGGUUCCCCAGAGCUGGCCUCAGCCUCCACAUCAUCUCCCACCAGCCCGACUCCAUAUCCCUUGACCAGAGCCCCUCCAAGGACCCGAGGGAUCUCGACGCUCUAGAGGAGGAGGAGGCCCCACUGCCUUCCCCAGACCCCGUCCUCAUCCACAGCCAGGCCCCGCUCACCCCUGACGGCUCCCCACUCAUGGGGCCUCCGCCUUAUCAGCCCCCAGGGAGCCAAACAGUGGUCACAGCGGAUCAGCCGUCACUCCCAGAUCAGGAGAAGGAUGAAAUGCGACCUGACGCAGCUCCACAGAUCGCAGGUGCACUCUUGCUGACCUCUGCAGAAGACUCCUCUGCAGCCGUCGGCACUGAUCGAUCCUCCUGCCGCGCCCAACGGACUCUUUCGGCGCCCAGAGUCCAGGUGGCCCCGCCGGCUGAGGGUCUGUCGGCAGCAGAGAUGGCUGAGGACAGUUACCUGGUCCAGCUGCUGGAGCAGGCCUCAGCUCUGUGCACCAACAGGAAUCUGAACCAGGACUCGAGUACGGCAUCAGAGGAAACACAGGCCUCAGACGUUUCGUGAAAUGAGCGCCAGAAGGCAGACCAUCAGUUUACUGAUGAUGUUCCUUAUCCAGUUAUUGGAUUAUGUGUCAGUGGAAGAGCUUACCAGUGAGGUUUUGGUGAAGAACUACAGAAGUACACUAUGAUGUAUCAGUCAGAUUAUCAGCGUCAAGCAAUAAUUGCUUCAAAAUGUUCCAUGAGUUUCAGGGCCAAUACUAAUGUUGGUGCUCUAAUUUGCCAAUUUUGAAGAGGUAAUGUUACUAUUCUCCCUUUCCUUAACUUUCUGAAAAGUUUUGUAGUGACUGUAAGAAGCGUUUUCUGCCUUUAGAAAUUUAAAUCUGUUUUCAUGUGAAGCGACAGUGUGACCGUAUUUACUUUCCCCUAAAAAAAAGUGCAAAGACGAGCAUGUUUGAAAACAUCGGUGAACAUUCUCAGUCACGGGAUUAAAACCUAUUUUAGUGAGCUAUUUACUGUAUGAAGCUUCAUACGCCGGCUUUCAGCAGGAAAGUGAUGUUGUGGAAGAUUUUCUGCAAAAGACUCUGAACACAGUUAAACCCACCAAGACACUGACGGGGUUAAUGUGAAAUAUAUCCUAAGUUACAGUGUAGGAGACAAAAAAAACCUUAUCACAAGAAGUCAAAGGAGAGUGUCAGUAGAGAAGUCUUCUUUGAUAGUGUUUCUUGAGACAAAGAACUUGGUCCCAAUUGAUCAUCUUUGAUUCUACCCAAACUAAUCAUUCCAAUAAGAUAGAAACUUAUAUAAUGUUCAUGUGCUGUCCAUGCACUGGUCAUAAACUAAACAUGAGGCAAGCAUAGCUUAGCUUAUUUCCAUUUAUGGCCAAACUGCAGGCUGCUCCAUAUGUAGGUUCCCCUGAGCUCAUAAAACAUCUAUCUGAGGCCCCUCAGAGAGACUUGAAACUCCUACAGGUGCAUGGCCAGUGUGGAUAAAUGAUGAACCAACUUUUUCUUUCACAGUGAUGACUCCUGGGCUUGAGGGUGACAUUGCUGUUUUACGUAUCAGAGUAUUAACCAGCAGUAACAUUUAAAAUGCUCCACUGUUUUCCGUGGAGGUUUAACGUGUAUAAUAUAGGCAACAAAGUUACCGAGGUUGUGUGAGUGAAAAUAUGAUGCCAAGAUGAAUAGAAAGUUUAAAUCUCAUAAUGAUAUUCACCAGUAAUUAAGUGGCCUCGUACACUGUAUGUAAACAGCCACUGUAUGUGAGCCACUCACAUGGCUUAAAAAUGAGUCUAUAUUUAAAUGAAAAGAGCAGGAAAUUUGACUCAGCUGCAUGAAACUAACCAAGUCAGUCCUAUCCAAUCACAUUGGUUUAUAGUACCUAUAAUAGUGCUGCAUCUUGCCCUUAUGGUGCAGCAUUGUACACGGAGCAACAGUGUCCCAAACCCACACCGAUUUCUCCUGGGACAGUGUGGGUUUUCCUCUGCACCCUGCACGAGUUCUCUCACGUAAAAUUACUCAUUUUUGGUUCAAAUGGCUUCCUUUAAUGAGCCGGUAGUCACCGUGCAUUCGCAGAUAGUCCCUCCGCGCACAGGUGUCUCCGCCUAAAUGCCAUCUCAUGCAGCUCCUCACGGGGUAAACACCUCGGGAGCUCUCCUAAAUCUCAGCUCAGAUCGAAGCGAAGUGAAGAAAAAGCUUUUACUCCCAGGCUCCAAAGUAGGACCACAUACAGGAUGUCCUACUGUCCAUGAUGUCCUGGACGCUCGAUAAAUAUGAGCCCAGUUUGUCCUCUGUGGCUCUGGAGGAGCUUCGUCAAGUCUGACAAAAUAACCCUGGUGUCCUCAGGGCUGUCUCGACCCGGGCUUGGGGAAUACAGAUUUGUAACAGAGAGCCCGCAGUACAAACUGGGGACUGGGGACGAGUCUAAAAGUGUUGGCGUUUACCAAGCACGGAGGGCCUAAUGAAAGAUGCUAGUGAGCUGCAUUGUGGGAAGUGUAGUAUCUAGUGUUUUGAAACUCCCAACAUUUGCUGCUUUGAUUUUGACCAAUCUUUUUUUUAACUCGUCUCCUGCAAGUAACCAACUUUAUGGAAGUGGAAUAUUUCAAAAUAGUAAUAAAUCAAGAUAGGAACGCAGCGUUGUUUUGACAUCUAAAUCUGCAGCUGCUAUCAGAAUGACAGCGUAACGGGUCAACUCCAUGAAUGUGGUUUCACUUGCAGAGAAAUUACAAAUAUUGGAAAUGAUUGAUUAUCAGAUUACUUAGACCAGAUGCUCGAGCCCGCAGGUGAAAACCCCGCAAUGUACAGAACAAGUGUACCUCACAACCUCACAUUCCACUACACCACCACCCCUCCCACUGCCUUUCUAAAGGUUUCCCUGUUUUCUCGUUUCUCUCACUUUUCGUGCACAAAGCUUGUUGUUUGCAUUCUGAGAAUUUGUGCUCAUUCCCAGAAUUAGCGAGACCUGGCUCUCACAGGAGAGGUCGGAUGACAAGGAGACCGAACCGCCAUCUGCUGCUUCGGUCAAGACACCUUACGGGACUCUGGAGCAUUUGACAUCAC
Messenger RNA from Xiphias gladius (swordfish), 5100 nucleotides. Its product is annotated as USP6 N-terminal-like protein. Lineage: Eukaryota; Metazoa; Chordata; Actinopteri; Istiophoriformes; Xiphiidae. The coding region runs from base 870 to 2609 and encodes 579 amino acids. The transcript has 16 exons. The record is from RefSeq and is a predicted model, not a curated record.